AUGGAUUUUGAAGGGAAAAUUUCCCGCCGUUUUCUGCGGUGGUCAAUAGGCAAAGUGGAUAUUCUGCCCAGUGAUGGCCGUAAUUGGCUAAAGUUUAGGGCCUGUCUGGUUGCAGAGUUUCAGUUCUGGAGUAGUACUCUGCUGGGAGUAGUGGUUCCACACCCCGUAUAUAUAAGGCACCGGGCUGCCCCCGAUACGGGGUGUACGAGGUGGGAAAGUUCCUGGAAGUUGUGUACUCACAGUGAUGGAGCGGCGGCUCUCGCUUCUGGACUUCUCCUCACUUUGCAGCUCUGUGCCGGGCUGAGGCGGCGGCUGAAGGAGGCAGGUGACGGAGGAGGAUCCGGGUGGAGGAAGGAAGCCGGAGGUGGUGGUGACAGCCGGGGAGCAGAGGAGGAUGCACAGAUCGCUUCCGCUUUGCUGGACCCAGGUGAGAAGAGCCUGCAACGUAGCCAAGACGAAGUCACUAGUGCGCAGGCGCGACUCUACCUGCCGACGCCCUUACCUGACACACAGAAAAAACACACUCCCUUCCUAUUACCAGUGGAUCCAGGGGUAGCUCCCCCUAACUGCAUGGGUUUGUCUCCCGACCCAAACCCAGGACUGGCUUCACCAAAAGUGUCAGAGGAAGAUGAUACGUUAUGUAAUUGAACGUCCUGAGA
Molecule: messenger RNA, 659 nt
Organism: Bufo gargarizans (Asiatic toad)
Lineage: Eukaryota; Metazoa; Chordata; Amphibia; Anura; Bufonidae
Exons: 3
Coding region: 1-648 (215 amino acids)
Source: RefSeq, a predicted model, not a curated record